This is a messenger RNA of Aspergillus versicolor CBS 583.65, 688 nucleotides long. RefSeq lists its product as uncharacterized. The record is from RefSeq and is a predicted model, not a curated record. The transcript has 3 exons. NCBI's taxonomy places the organism in Eukaryota, Fungi, Ascomycota, Eurotiomycetes, Eurotiales, Aspergillaceae. Bases 108 to 527 code for a protein of 139 amino acids.
AAGCUCAAGUUUAUUUUUAAGCCACAGCUGUCAUACUCAGUCUGAGUCUCGCACUGAGUCCUGAUCCCACGCGAAGAACGUGGCGGGUUGCAGAUCUCCCACGCAGCAUGAUUUUGCGAGUUCAGCUUCGACAGGGGAUUAAAACUAUUCGUUAUAAGCCAGUCAGGAAAUCAAGGGAUGGCCGAGCACUCGCAGGGAAUACUUAUUUGAACGAGGCUUUCCGGUGUGGAAACUCAAUAUCUCCCCCCUGCACCGGCUCGAAUUUCGCCCGAAUUGGGGUUCUAUUCACUAUGUCCGCAGUCACGCCAGCUACCGGGGCUCUUCUAGCCAAGACUCUUACUUCGCCCGCCGCCCUUGGAUUUGUCCCCGUUGCUGCCCAGUUUCAUAUAUUCGAAAUCCUGGCCAGUAUCAAUAAACCCGCCGCAGGCGAAGAUGUUCUGGCUGCGUACAAGAGCACCCUUGGCAAUGGAGAUGCCACAGACCCGGUUCCUUGUAAGGUAUGCUCUACCCGUCGGGAUGAGACUUGAAACCACUGACCGUGUGCGAACGAACCCGAGCAGCCGUGGUUCUAGUUCGUAAGUUUCCAAAGGGGGGUUUCUUUCUUUUGCGGUCGCACUACUAACUCGAAGACAGAGGACGCUCUCUUCGCAAUGAGUGGUCUAGGCCUUGUAGAUCUCGUUGGAGAGGA